AUGGCAAACUCAACACAGUUCACUACUAUUAUACUGGCUGGCUACAUUGAUAUAGGACAAAUAAAGUACCUAUUUUUCACUCUCUUGGUACUAACAUACGUAUCAAUUAUUUUUGUAAAUUCCUUACUAAUUGGAUUGAUCUGUGUUGAAAGAUCACUGCAUGAACCCAUGUAUAUUUUUCUCUGCAGUUUGUUUGUGAAUGAGUUAUAUGGGAGUGCUGGACUUUUCCCUGCAAUUUUAACCAAUAUGUUAGCCAAGUCCAAUGAAAUUGCAAUUAUUUAUUGUUAUGUGCAAAUAUUUUCUCUGUACACCUAUGCAUCAGUGGAAUUUGGCAAUUUAGCAAUUAUGUCUUAUGACAGGUAUAUAGCUAUAUGUUACCCUUUCCAAUACAGCAGCAUAAUGACUCAGAGUAGGGUGUGUAUACUAAUUGUGCUGGUAUGGCUGAUAUCUUUUUUCAAAGUCGGCAUCAAUUUUAUAGUGAAUUCACACUUGAAAUUAUGUGGAAAUGUCAUAGAAAAAGUGUGGUGUGACAACUACCUACUUAUUAAACUUGCAUGUUCAGACACCAUAGUGAGUAACAUCUAUGGCAUCUUUGGAGCCAUCUUCUCUAUAGUGUUUCCUUUCCUGUUGAUUUCAUAUUCAUACAUCAAGAUUUGGAGAGUCUGCUUGAAAUCCUCUGCAGAAACUACACAAAAAGCCAUAAGCACAUGCACACCACACCUUGCUUCACUGUUAAAUUUCUCUCUUGGCUGUUCAUUUGAGGUCUUCUCGAGUAGAUUUGAUAAGAUAUAUAUGCCUCCUGUGUUGCGAGUGAUCAUUUCAGUUUAUUUUGUGAUGUGCCCGCCACUUUUGAAUCCUAUUAUGUAUGGCAUAAGGAUGUCUAAGAUAAAGAGAGCAUUUAUGAAACAAAUUGCAGUGUAG
Messenger RNA from Colossoma macropomum (tambaqui), 921 nucleotides. Its product is annotated as olfactory receptor 142-like. NCBI's taxonomy places the organism in Eukaryota, Metazoa, Chordata, Actinopteri, Characiformes, Serrasalmidae. Gene Ontology annotation, molecular function: olfactory receptor activity; G protein-coupled receptor activity. The transcript has a single exon. Gene Ontology annotation, biological process: G protein-coupled receptor signaling pathway. Gene Ontology annotation, cellular component: membrane. Bases 1 to 921 code for a protein of 306 amino acids. The record is from RefSeq and is a predicted model, not a curated record.